Acanthosepion pharaonis is the source of this 636-nucleotide messenger RNA. NCBI's taxonomy places the organism in Eukaryota, Metazoa, Mollusca, Cephalopoda, Sepiida, Sepiidae. The record is from the annotation of a GenBank genome assembly.
AUGUAUCGUUUAAUCAUCCCCGGUAAGAGUAUGAUAUUUCUUCGAUUGUACAGGCUCUUCCGCCUCAUCUGCUAUCCUCCUCCGCCUCACCUGAUCACCUCUUCCGCCUCACCUGCUAUCUCUUCUGCCUCACCUGAUCAACUCUUCCGCCUCACUUUCUAUCCUCUUCCGCCUCACCUGAUCACCUCUUCCGCCUCACCUGCUAUCUCUUCUGCCUCACCUGAUCAACUCUUCCGCCUCAUCUGCUAUCCUCCUCCGCCUCACCUGAUCACCUCUUCCGCCUCACCUGCUAUCUCUUCUACCUCACCUGAUCAACUCUUCCGCCUCACUUUCUAUCCUCCUCCGCCUCACCUGAUCACCUCUUCCGCCUCACCUGCUAUCUCUUCUACCUCACCUGAUCAACUCUUCCGCCUCACUUUCUAUCCUCCUCCGCCUCACCUGAUCACCUCUUCCACCUCACCUGCUAUCUCUUCUACCUCACCUGAUCAACUCUUCCGCCUCACUUUCUAUCCUCCUCCGCCUCACCUGAUCACCUCUUCCGCCUCACCUGCUAUCCUCUUCCGCCGCAGCUAUGAUGCGCGUCGCACUGUUUGGGAACUACUACUUGGGAACCACAAAGGCCCAACUCCUGUAUAA